Messenger RNA from Alosa sapidissima (American shad), 1159 nucleotides. RefSeq lists its product as uncharacterized. Bases 226 to 1026 code for a protein of 266 amino acids. The transcript has 2 exons. Gene Ontology annotation, cellular component: nucleus; transcription regulator complex. Gene Ontology annotation, biological process: regulation of transcription by RNA polymerase II. The record is from RefSeq and is a predicted model, not a curated record. NCBI's taxonomy places the organism in Eukaryota, Metazoa, Chordata, Actinopteri, Clupeiformes, Clupeidae.
GCAACCGGAACGAAGUCAUUCAGUUUUUUGGCUGUGGACUGUUUAGGCACAAACACACACACACACACACACACCCUACUCCAAAACCCUUCACGCCUUCAGGUUCCCGGCCGGGAGUGUGACGUCGAUAUCGCCGGCGCGCGACAUUUUAAAGUGCCGCGCGUCCAGGGGAUUUGCACCAGUCCUUUUUGUGAUCGGCGCGCGACAGAGCGGAAACGAAAAGACAUGGACAACGUCGAGUGCAAGCUUGCCGAGCAAGUGCGCCUCCGCAGGCAUCUCUAUGAUCCUGCCCUGAAGGAACACAGAGAUGUCCAGAGGUGCCAGGAUUCAUGGCGAGAAAUCGCCAUGACAUUGGGAAAGGAUGAAGCCCGGUGCAGAAAGGUGUGGAAGAACCUCCGGGACCGCUUUGGGAAAGCGAAGAAGAGGUCACAGGCACUGGCAAGCAGUGGUGGUGCUGCCGGACGCAGGCCUGCGCCAAUCCUGCAGGAACUGGGAUGGCUGAACAAUUUUGUGAGACCCAGGGCGACAGAGGCAAAUGAUGCACAGAAGUGCACCAAAGCAGCCGAGGCUUCACAGAGGUGCGGCCCAGCACCUCCGCAACAGUGCGGUCCAUCAGAUACAGAAGCCCGCGACACAGAUGCCGAAUCAGUGCGGUCCUCGUCACCGUGCCGGUCGACCUCGACACCUCUCUCCAUUCCACUUUCCCCCAUCACCACCGUUCCGACUUCUGCGGCAUUCGCAUCACCCAUCUCUCCGUGUAGCCCAAGAAGGAAGAAGAGAUGGAUGGCACGCGACGAGUCUGUGGUGACACCACAGCUGCUCCAGAUCGCGAGGCGGAAGUUGGGUCAAUUCAGGGAGUAUCAGGACAAGUCUUUGGGGCCGCAUGUGUCAUCGUCGUCGCCUACGGGGUGCUUUUUAAAUGUACUUGGGCACAUGAUGGAGCAGGUCGAUCCGCUGGUGCUUAAUCAGCUGAAGCACACACUGUAUCAGACAGUGUUUGAGCACACCCAGCAGCACCCUCGAUGAAUGUUGUGCUCAUUUUAUUGCACCUUAUUGCUUCUUUAGCCCACUUCAUCGUACUUGUUUACUUUGUUUACAUUCAAUACUAUUGUUUUAGGUUUUAUAGCCAAAUGUAUUGCUAUCUUAUAUUAUUUGAAUA